AUGGGGUUUUAUAAUUCUUGGAGCUGGGAGGCCAUUCCGCCCGAGACGGCGACGUUCACGCCCGACAUCACGCCCCUGAUCCUCGCUGCCCACAGGGACAACUACGAGAUCAUAAAGAUCCUACUUGACCGCGGGGGCACGCUGCCCCAGCCCCAUGAUCUCAGGUGCGGCUGCGACGACUGCGUGACGUCACGGCAGGAGGACUCCCUCCGGCACUCCCGGAGCCGAAUCAACGCCUACCGCGCCCUCGCCUCGCCCUCCCUCAUCGCCCUCUCCUCCAAGGACCCUAUCCUCACCGCCUUCGAGCUCUCCUGGGAGCUUCGGCGCCUCUCAUUCAUGGAGCACGAGUUCCGCAGCGAGUACCAGGAACUCCGAAAGCAGUGCCAGGACUUCGCCACGGCCCUUCUGGACCACACGAGGUCGUCCUACGAGCUGGAGGUCCUGCUUAACCACGACCCGUCGGGGCCGCCGCACGAGCACGGCGAGCGCAUGCACCUCAACCGCCUUAAGCUGGCCAUCAAACUCAAGCAGAAGAAGUUCGUGGCCCACCCCAACGUGCAGCAGCUCCUGGCGUCGAUCUGGUACGAGGGCCUCCCCGGAUUCCGCCGCAAGAACAUGGCGCUGCAGGCCCUCGAGAUCGUCAAGAUCGGCCUUCUGUUCCCCAUCUUCUCCAUCGUGUACAUCCUGGCCCCGCACACGUCCCUCGGCCAGACAAUGCGGAAGCCGUUCAUCAAGUUCAUCUGCCAUUCUGCCUCCUACUUGACCUUCCUUACUCUGCUAAUCUUGGCCUCGCAGCGGAUAGAGACCGUCAUCGUGGAUUGGUUCGGUGCCACGCCCACGCUCAAGAAGUGGGUGGCCACGGACGUAACCACCCGCAGAGGGGCGCCGCCGAGUCUCGUGGAGUGGUUAAUUCUCGCCUGGGUCUUUGGACUAAUAUGGUCGGAGAUCAAGCAGCUGUGGGACGUGGGGCUGCGGGAGUAUGUGGGCGACAUGUGGAACGUCAUCGACUUCAUCACCAACGCCCUCUACGUGGCCACCAUAGCGCUCAGAAUAGUCGCCUACUAUCAGGUACAGCGGGAGGUGCGAGACAACACGGGCACGGAGAACCUACCCCGGAAGGAGUGGGACACGUGGGACCCCAUGCUCAUUGCCGAAGGCCUCUUCGCCGCGGCUAACAUCUUCAGCUCGCUCAAGCUGGUGUACAUCUUCAGCGUCAACCCAUACUUGGGGCCCCUGCAGGUGUCACUCUCGAGGAUGGUCGUGGACAUCCUCAAGUUCAUCUUCCUCUACCUCCUCACGCUGUUUGCCUUCUCCUGCGGAAUGAACCAGCUGUUGUGGUUCUACGCCGACCUGGAGAAGCAAGUGUGCGACGAAAAGGCGAAAAACGGCAUGAGCUACGACGACACAGACUCGUGCAUAGUGUGGCGGAGGUUCUCAAACUUGUUCGAGACGACGCAGACGCUGUUCUGGGCGGCCUUCGGGCUCAUCGACCUCGGUAACUUCGAGCUGGAGGGAAUCAAGCCUUUCACCAGGUUCUGGGGGAUGCUCAUGUUCGGCACGUACUCGGUCAUCAACGUCAUCGUCCUCCUUAACCUCCUAAUUGCUAUGAUGAAUCACUCAUAUCAACUGGUUUCAGUAAGUUCUGAGCGGGCGGACACGGAAUGGAAGUUCGCUCGCAGCAAACUGUGGAUAAGCUAUUUCGAGGAGGGCGGUACCACGCCCCCGCCCUUCAACAUCAUCCCAGCACCCAAGAGCGUGUAUUACCUCUUCCACUGGUUCUUCAAGAAGUUCUGCGGCCAGACGAAGGCGGCGAAGAAGGAGCACAUGAGGACGAUAAGGAGUAUCAUGAGGAACCUCGUCCGGCGCUACGUGACGGUGGAGCAGCGCAAGGCCGAGAACCAGGGCGUGACGGAGGACGACGUCAACGAGAUCAAACAGGACAUCUCCGCCUUCCGCUGCGAACUGGUCGAGAUCCUCAAGAACUCCGGCAUGAACACCUCCACGGCGGUCGCCACGGGUCAAGGUUCAGGUGGGAAGAAGAACCGACAGAAGGAGCGACGGCUGAUGAAGGGUUUCAACCUCGGCGUGAACUCUAUCACCCCGCACCUGAGCAUAGCCAGUGCCACCGUGCUCCCGGCUACAGCUGAGGUAAGGCAGGGCGACGUCUGCAGAUAUUGUCUGGAUCCUUCACCGUUGUUUGCCUUUUCUCUUCCCUCAUCAACGUCGUCGAUUUUUUUAUUCCCCAAACAAAUAAUGACUGUUGAUUGCCCCUUCACCCAUUUGACUGACAACUUAAGGUGCUGGAAAUGUUCAGUGGUGGAGGCGGCGGUCAAGCGGUCGCCGGUCAACAAGCUGGCGAGGCUGGCGCGGCUGGCGGAGGCGCGCCUGGGUCGGCCCACCAGCAAGAAGCGGUGGGGGACCCUCGUGGAGGCCGCCAAGAACGCCAAAGUAAAAAAGUUGUUAUCCAGGUCCCGCUCCGACGAGUCGCUCUCCUCCGACCCCGGCAACGAGAUCACCGCUGACUCCGAGGAGGCUCGGGGGGGCUCCGGGACACCCACGCCCCUCCAGAGCCUCCCUCCGGUGGGCAUCCUUCGGGGAGGCAGCGGUAGCGGUAGCGGCGGCGCCGGCGGCGAUGGGACGACGGAGGGCGGGCGGCGGGAGCGCACUGGGCUGGGCGGGAGCGGGACGAUGCACCUGGACGCCGCCGCCCUCGUGAGCCAGCAGGACCACGCCUCGCGCCCGCCCAAGAACUCCGUCAGCUUCGACAGGGCGGCGUUGGGCGGGGGAGGGGGAGGGGCCAGCAGCAGCAGCCCCUCCCACUCCUCCAGCGAGGCGGACCCUCCGCCUCCGUACCCCUGGCCGCGCCCUGCUGCGGUCACCGCCGCCGCCGCCAACCUGACCAGCGAGCUGCCUGCGCCCACGUCGCCGUCCUCGGGGGGCAGCAGCGCGGGCGGCAACAUGCCCGCCCUGCCCGUGAGCGAGUCCUCCGAGCCCUUGGUGGGCGGGGGGCGGCCGGCGAACGGCUCUGUGCAGCCGCCGCGCCUGCCGGGCAUCCAACCCGUCAACCGCCACAUGGCCGCCGGCUGGCUCUGAUGCUCUCCAGAUACAAAGUUGUUUUGGAGUCGAAGCACAAGUUAUCAUCUGCCCAUCUGUAAAUAGGUCGAGCAUCACCCCUGCGUCGGUGACCUGGCAACGCGACUCUGACCCUUCGACACUCAGCACAUAAGGCUCAUUUUCCCCUUUCGCUGUCAUGUCCUGGGAAAAAUGACCCUUAUGCCAGACUGGUAUAAAGGUCACAAUCGCUUCUCGGAUCCUGAUGUUUCUCACUUACAUUGUAAAUAACCUAAAGGUGGGACUGGCGGGCUCUUCCCAUGUUUAUAUGAGGUUUAUAAUGUUAAUCCUGAUGGCCGUUUUUAAGAGCCGUUGUGAAGGCGAUGUGAUAGAUUAAUUAUAUCUGAAUAUUUAUCCCUCCUUAAUCGUAUAUUCUAAUUGUGGAUUUAAGACUAUACAUUUUUAGAGAAGGGUUUUAUAAGAAUGUUGUUGUUGAAAUUACUACAGAUUUUAACCAUUCAGAUUCUACCCCACGUUUGUGACUUGUGAAAACUGAGACUGGAAAAAAACGCUCCACAUGACACUCCAUCGUGAUUGGUGGACAAUAAGCCAAUGGCAGUGCUUACAGAGACUUGUUGGAGUUGUGUCGACCAAUCAGCUAUCAGUAAUGCAAGCUCAAGAACGCACAUCUACUUUUAAGAAUUGCUACUCAGAUUGAGUGCCAUUGUCACCUCUGUGUCCUAGAGACAUAGGGAAUAUUAUCGUAUAACUAAUGUUAAUCUAUUGGACAAAAUGUUUAAUGUAAACACGGGUUCAGAUAUGAAAGUACACCUUAGGCUUUUAUAUAAAUACACUCUUCAUUUUCUAAAAUAGUUGACGGCAAAGAGGCAUUUGCACAAACAUGUUUUACGUUACCAUGUAAACAAGUACUUGUGCUAGACGUGAUCAUUCUACAGUGACAUUCUUCAACACUGCUGGUGCUAAAACCGUAAUUUCCAGGCGGUCGCCGCGGACGCGUCGGAGGCACGACCGCCUUCAGCUGCACCAUCAGCCGACGGUGUUCCGGCUGGCCCCUCUCUCCUUCCUCUCUCAUUUCUUCUUCUCUUGUAACCGUCUGAGUUGGAAAGCAUGCCGGGCCCUCUUCCUCUUCUUUUGCGACGUGUCAUGAGCGGCGUCUCAGGAGCGAGCACGCGCCGAGGGAGAGAUGAGAGAGAAACGCUCUUGGUCACGUGAGAACCGCGACUGAGAACCAGACGUCUCGCUGGCCUCGACCGGCCGACUUCCGCGCAUUUCGGUGACUUUUUUGUUCUUGAGGGAAAGUCUGCUCAGGACGUCGCGUUUCCGGAUAGGUGACUCACUCGCUGACAUGUGAGCCUCGAACUAGGAAGGAUUCCACAUGCCUUACAGCCAUCAAGCCUCGUCGAGUCUUUUGCCCUUCUGUAUAAGUAAUACUUGAGAGAAGGGAAAAGUUUCAUUCUUAUUCAUAUUAAUAUUUAUUUUCCUCCGUUCAGCAGGAGAAUUGAAGGCUGAAAAUAUAUUUUCCUUUUAGAUGCGGUCUAAUUGUUUGAGAAGAGGACCCCGGAGAACCCUUCAGGGGAGACAGGGCUCUUCUCCGCCCUCUUCCAGGGUGACCCUCUAGCACCUGGACCCUCUCGGGCGCCGCAAGUGCUUUCGAGUUCACCUUUUCCCUAUCUGCGUGCAUUCAAUUCCGUUUCGCUUUGUUUAUUUGCUCUUGUUUUGGCUGGAUGGCUGCCACUUCAACAAGUUCGUUAGCGCUGAAAUGGCCUCGUUGGUUCUCACACUCUCGAGACGACGAGCAGUUGUCUGACACGAGCCGUUAGCUUGGAAACCCCAAAGCUUUUUUUCCUCGGUGUUGUAGAGAGGAAGUCAGCCUUAUUCUUAAGGGAUGAAGAGGUAAACAAAAUUCCUCUAAUUCUUUCUCCUUACUUAUGGCCCUUGUCUAUAAGUGUAAACGAUGCAUGCAAAAAUUAGCAACACUGUGUAAAUAUUUGCUUUCAGAUAUCUUUUUUGGCAACGAACACUUGGUGUCUCGUAUGUUAGGCUAACGUAUGGCUGUCAGAGUUCUGUGGAGAUAUACUUCUGUUGUUUUGAUCGUUGAUUCUGUUGCUUAUACCAAUAUAUAGCGCAUAUAUAUAUCGUAUACAAUAACUUUUUUUUAUCCACGUUAUGGUCGUUUUAUGUUUUUGGGGUUAGGAAUACUAAUGUAAUAAAUAUAUUAGUAAGUUACAGUCCGGAUUUAGAAAAUAAAUCGAGAACUAAACAGUUUGUGUGAGUGGUAUCAAUGUUGCCAAAUUCUUCUAGAUGAAAGAAAUAAAGGCUUCUGUAGUGUUACCAAUUAAACCUUCGAAGACAUAACUUCUACACAACCAACCUGUAACACGCGAAGGAGAGUCUAAUAAUGUUCUGUAGAUCCUCGAGUGUCGACCAUAUUUUUAUAACAUUUGAUAUGAACCUCUCCUGAUAAUCCAUUUCCACCUCCCUUCUGAGGGCGUCGAUCUCUUCGUGGCGAUGCGUCUCGCUUGCUAAUCCUUCUUCGCUUUUCGCUGCUAGGAAGAUGCAGGCAUGAGUUAGGAAUUAUACAUAUAUCCAUACAUAUGUAUUUGU
Molecule: messenger RNA, 5676 nt
Organism: Penaeus monodon (black tiger shrimp)
Lineage: Eukaryota; Metazoa; Arthropoda; Malacostraca; Decapoda; Penaeidae
Product: transient receptor potential-gamma protein-like
Exons: 17
Coding region: 1-3093 (1030 amino acids)
Biological process (GO): regulation of cytosolic calcium ion concentration; calcium ion transmembrane transport; manganese ion transport
Cellular component (GO): cation channel complex; membrane
Molecular function (GO): store-operated calcium channel activity; protein binding; inositol 1,4,5 trisphosphate binding
Source: RefSeq, a predicted model, not a curated record